AACCGGCAGGAUCUGAUCUGCAGCAGUGACGCUUGGAUUCCAUCCAGGAGCUGCCGCGCGCCGCGGGAGGAAAACUAACGUUCAUUUCUCUUUUCUUUUUUAAAUUCUGCUCAUCACUUGGGACCGGUCCAGUCCCGGGGAUCAUCAUCCCGCGCGUGCCGGACUGCGCGCGGAGUUCUGACGGUGGGUGACGGUUACGCGCUGGAGAGCAGCCGACCUCCGUGCGCCCGGAGGAGCGAGGCGGCCACCGGCACCAUGCUCUUCCCCGCGGAGAGCUCCUGCGACGCCGCGGGAGGCAACUGCACCGGCGGGUUCAACCUGACGCGGCAGCAGCAGCAGCUGGAGACCGCCGGGGACCUCGGCGGGGGGAGGAACGCCACCGACCCGUUCGGUCGGAACGAGGACGUGGCCAAGAUCGAGAUCACCGUGCUGAGCCUGUCCUUCAUCGCCGCCGUGGUGGGCAACGUGAGCGUGCUGCUCGCCAUGUACCAGACGCGGCGGAAGCCGUCGCGCAUGCACCUGUUCAUGAAGCACCUGAGCCUCGCCGACCUGGUGGUCGCCUUCUUCCAGGUGCUGCCGCAGCUCUGCUGGGAGAUCACGUUCCGCUUCUACGGGCCGGACCCGCUGUGCCGCGUCGUGAAGCACCUGCAGGUGCUGGGCAUGUUCGCCUCCACCUACAUGAUGGUGAUGAUGACCCUGGACCGCUACAUCGCCAUCUGCCACCCGCUGCAGACGCUCAAGAAGCCCACGCAGCGCGCGUACCUCAUGAUCGGCUCCACCUGGCUGUGCAGCCUGGUGCUCAGCACGCCGCAGUACCUCGUCUUCUCCCUGAGCGAGGUGCACCCGGGCUCGGGCGUCUACGACUGCUGGGGACACUUCGUGGAGCCGUGGGGGCUGCGCGCGUACAUCACCUGGGUCACGGCGGGCAUCUUCCUCGUGCCGGUGCUCGUGCUCGUGCUCUGCUACGGGUUCAUCUGUCGAACCAUCUGGCGGAACCUCAAGGACAAGACGCGCAGGAGGAGCGCGGGCGCCGUGGCCGAGGCCACCAAGGACGGGAUCCUGGGCCGCAGCUCGGUGAGCAGCGUCAGCUCCAUCUCGCGCGCCAAAUUACGCACGGUGAAGAUGACCUUCGUGAUCGUGGUGGCCUACGUGGUCUGCUGGGCGCCGUUCUUCGCCGUGCAGAUGUGGUCGGUGUGGGACGAGACGUCGUCCUGGAGCGAAUCGGAGAACACCAUCGUGACGCUGUCCGCCCUGCUGGCCAGCCUCAACAGCUGCUGCAACCCCUGGAUCUACAUGAUCUUCAGCGGCCACCUGCUCUCCGACUUCGCCGGCGGCCUGCCGUGUUGCCGCCGCCUGAGGACCAAGUUGGCGCCGCAGGACUCGGACAGCAGCAUCCGCCGCACCACGCUGCUGUCGCGCCUGCACGGGCCGCGGCUGUCGGAGCCGUCGUUCAGGGACGUCAACGCCCAACACUGUCCGCAGGUCCCGUCCGCGUCCUGACUGCGGGGAAACGCCGUCUGCGUGGUGAACGUGGACUUGGUGAACUUGGUUUAAUCUGCUGGUGUGUGGCAGCGGAGGAAGGAGCGACCUCGUCGGAGGGCGGGGCCACAUCAACUGUCAUCACGUCGGACAAACCGUCGCUCACGUCGCGGCCGUUGGCGCUGGUUGGUUUAGAUUCACUCGAGCUCCAAUGACUCGAUUCACCCUGACAGGUCGGAUCGUUGAAACAAAUCCUGCCGCCUUUAAUUUAAGCUUUUAAACACAAUGUUCUUGUUGUUGCUCUUCGUGUGUAAAUUAUAUGAAAUACGAGCAUCUGUCCACACUGAGAUUCAUUAAGUGACGCGCGAGGAAACGACUGAGAUUUCGUGUGUCAACACUCGCGUCUUCACGGGGUCGUUUCCUGUGUGAUGUGAGAUCACAGUCCGUCUCCUGGACGUGGAAACAGACCAUCGGCUCUUUGACGGGAGGCGUUCCUCCAAACCAGGAAGUACGGGAGUGAAUGGAGCCUUUACAGUGAAGCUUGGAAUUCACCAAAGGUGAUGCUGUAGAUAAAGUACAUUCACAUUUAUUGCAGGAGUCUGUAGAUGCUUGGAGAUCCGGUAUGAUUGUUUUAUGUCCAAUACAAGUUUACAAGACUUUAGUGUAGAAGUUUAUCCUCAUUAUUUUCUGCCAAUCCCAUGAAAAGAGCCGAGUCAACAGCAACGUGUUCAUCCGUCCACUGGGUGCGACUGACAACAAACCUUUAAAAAAACACCUCACGAACAUGUUGUUUCAACGCGCAGUCAGACCACACCCCCAAUUCUACGUCUGGUUGAAAAAACAACAACAUGAUGCUGGUCAGAAAGCAAAAAGUCAAGGCUUCGAAGCGACGGCUCACAAACCGACGGGUGACGUUGCGGUGGGUUGAUACUAGGUUCACGUACUUAAGAGCUGUCAACUCAUGAUGGUAUCACCAAGGAAGGAUAACAAUACCAGGACUGAACGGGGCUGGCGUGACUCACUGAUGGUGAGGAGUCUCGCUCCCAUUUCAGUGUAAUUAACCACAAGGAACAAAAACUGCAUCUCAGAGACAUUGAAGGAGAACUUCCGCUUAAAGCUGCAGUUAUUGAUUUUAUAAACACAAUGAUGGUUAUAAACACAACCCUGACGUCGAGAUGAUCAACUCUUUUGUUAAUAUAGUGAACGUGUGAGCAAACAGUUGCUCAAAUUUUACGUCUGGCAGUUACAGAGGAAAGUUUUCCCUCUCUUUUAGCUCCGUGUUUGGUCUCCACCGCCUCCUCCGGACGGAAACGUCUGGCUCUCUAGCUGCUGAAUGCUCCACUGUGUUCACCAGCAGCUGCGCAGGAAGUGCACAGCAGACGUUUAGAGGCUUUUACUCUGAAAAACAGCUGCUCACUGAGGAAGAAAACUACGCUACGCGAGAUACGGGCGGCGAGAUUUAAAUGUUUGUUUUCGCAAAACUUUAGAGAAUUUUGUUUUCAGUUCUGUCAGUUACAUUGUGUACAGGCUCUGAGGUCGCUGCUAAGUCGAGGAUUGUCUUUGGCGAUUAGAGUGUUGACAUUAUUGCACACUCAACGAUUCUUAUUAGCCACCAAUCACCAACGACUGUUCCAGACAGGAAACAGACUCGGUCCAACUCGGCCCCGUCAGUCGUCAGUCGACCCCAAAAUCCUGCUCAGACUCGACUCAACAACAUUAUAAAGUAACAACACGUCAGCUCCCGACACCCUCAGCAAGAAUUACUUUAAACUUUAAAAAACGUAAAAGUCGAUUUAUCUUGUUUACUUCUGCUCGUGUUGCUCUGGCAGGAAAUCUUAGUCUCAGCUUGCGUCCAUACAAAGACAUCCAGUCAGUAACUAUCAUAUUUCAAAACUAUCCAAAAAAUAUUCAUUUAAAGUUUCAGCAAUUAAACACACACAUUGACAUGAAUGUAUCAGGACACAGUCUCUCCACUUUUGAAAGGUACUAGGGAUGUGAUUAUCUUCCUAUUAUUUUCUUGAGAACACUGAUUUUUUUUAAAUGAAGUUAAUAUUUACAUAUUGUUUACAGAGAGAUUCAGUUUUCUGUCAAAGAAGCAGUGGUGGAAAUUUAAGUACUGUACUUUAAGUACAGAUUUGAUGUUAUUGUACUUUAAUUUUUCUCGUAUUCCCUAUUUUUAUUCUACAUCAUAAUUCUAUGACACAACACAAUUUUAAAACUUGAUUAAAGUCGAGCUGAUUAAUUUCCUGUCCAUCCUCUGAUCAAUUAAUCACCUCUGGAAGCUGACAACGAUAACAUUAAUACUUGAUACAAAGUAUGUUAAUGAGAAGUAAAAUUGCACUUCUAAAAAUAUAUAUAAAUGAUAUAAACCUCGUCACACACACACACAUUUUCUUGUUGAUAUUAAGAUGUUUUAGUGAUGUAAUGUUUUAUGUCUCUCUGUAUAUUGUUGUAAUAUGUAUAUCUAUAUUGCACAUGUUGUAAAUUAAAAUAAAAGUUAUUCCUCGUAUUUUCA
Messenger RNA from Scophthalmus maximus (turbot), 3994 nucleotides. Its product is annotated as arg8-vasotocin receptor-like. Gene Ontology annotation, cellular component: membrane. The record is from RefSeq and is a predicted model, not a curated record. Gene Ontology annotation, molecular function: vasopressin receptor activity; peptide binding. The transcript has 2 exons. The coding region runs from base 256 to 1500 and encodes 414 amino acids. NCBI's taxonomy places the organism in Eukaryota, Metazoa, Chordata, Actinopteri, Pleuronectiformes, Scophthalmidae. Gene Ontology annotation, biological process: positive regulation of vasoconstriction; regulation of systemic arterial blood pressure by vasopressin; G protein-coupled receptor signaling pathway.